Messenger RNA from Galeopterus variegatus (Sunda flying lemur), 2468 nucleotides. RefSeq names its product TXK tyrosine kinase (gene TXK). Gene Ontology annotation, biological process: regulation of platelet activation; T cell receptor signaling pathway; integrin-mediated signaling pathway. The transcript is spliced from 15 exons. The record is from RefSeq and is a predicted model, not a curated record. The coding region runs from base 16 to 1671 and encodes 551 amino acids. NCBI's taxonomy places the organism in Eukaryota, Metazoa, Chordata, Mammalia, Dermoptera, Cynocephalidae. Gene Ontology annotation, molecular function: ATP binding; non-membrane spanning protein tyrosine kinase activity; protein binding.
GAUUUCAGUUAAAAGAUGUGUUUUUGUGAGUGGAGCCCCGCGGAAGAACUGAAAGCUGUUUUGUGUUAUCCCCGCAGAAAUGCAGCCAUGAUUCUUUCCUCCUGUAAUAUCAUUCAGUCGAUUUUCUGUUGCUGUUGUUGCUGUUCAGGGCGGAAGCGACAAGUGAGAAUACAAAAAAGCCUGAGCAAAGAUGAGGAACUUUCAGAAAAAUACACUCAGCGUCACAGGCCGUGGUUCAGUGAAUUGUCAAGUAAGAAGAAGUCCAACAGGGGCCGCGUGCAACCAUCCAAACGCAAGCCACUGCCUCCCCUCCCACCCUCUGAGGUUGCUGAAGAGAAGAUACCAGUCAAGGCACUCUAUGAUUUCCUGCCCAGAGAACCCUGUAAUUUAGCAUUAAAGAGAGCAGAAGAAUACCUUAUAUUGGAGAAGUAUAAUCCUCACUGGUGGAAGGCAAGAGACCGUUUGGGGAAUGAAGGCUUAAUCCCAAGCAACUACGUGACUGAAAACAAACUAACCAAUUUAGAAAUAUAUGAGUGGUACCAUAAAAACAUUACCAGAAAUCAGGCAGAGCGUCUAUUGAGACAAGAGUCUAAAGAAGGUGCAUUUAUUGUCAGAGAUUCAAGAUAUUUGGGAUCCUACACAAUUUCUGUGUAUAUUAGAGCUAGAAGAAGUAUGGAGGCUGCCAUAAAACAUUAUCAGAUAAAAAGGAAUGACUCAGGACAGUGGUACGUGGCUGAAAGACACCUCUUUCAAUCAGUCCCUGAGUUGAUCUGGUAUCACCAGCACAAUGCAGCCGGUCUCAUGACCCGUCUCCGCUAUCCAGUUGGGCUGAUGGGCAGUUGUUUACCAGCCACGUCUGGUUUUAGCUAUGAAAAGUGGGAGAUUGAUCCGUCUGAGUUGGCUUUUGUAAAGGAGAUUGGAAGUGGUCAGUUUGGGGUGGUCCAUUUAGGCGAAUGGCGAGCACAUAUCCAGGUAGCUAUCAAGGCCAUCAAUGAAGGCUCCAUGUCCGAAGAGGAUUUCAUUGAAGAGGCUAAAGUGAUGAUGAAAUUGUCUCAUUCAAGGCUAGUCCAGCUUUAUGGGGUAUGUAUACAGCAGAGGCCCCUUUAUAUUGUGACAGAAUUUAUGGAAAAUGGAUGCCUGCUUACCUAUCUCAGGGAGAGAAAAGGAAAGCUCCAUAAGGAAAUGCUCCUGAGCAUGUGCCAGGAUAUAUGUGAAGGAAUGGAAUACCUGGAGAGAAACUGCUACAUUCAUAGGGAUUUAGCGGCAAGGAAUUGUUUGGUCAGUUCUACAAGUAUAGUAAAAAUUUCGGACUUUGGAAUGACGAGGUAUGUCUUGGAUGAUGAAUAUAUCAGUUCUUCUGGAGCCAAGUUCCCAAUCAAGUGGUCCCCUCCUGAAGUUUUUCAUUUCAACAAGUACAGCAGUAAAUCUGAUGUCUGGUCAUUUGGAGUUUUAAUGUGGGAAGUUUUUACAGAAGGAAAAAUGCCUUUUGAACAUAAGUCAAAUUUGCAAGUCGUGGAAGCCAUCUCUAAUGGCUUCAGGCUGUAUCGCCCUCACCUGGCACCCAUGUCCAUUUAUGAAGUCAUGUACAGCUGCUGGCAUGAGACACCUAAAGGCCGUCCUACAUUUGCUGAACUGCUGCAGGUCCUCACAGAGAUUGCAGAAACCUGGUGACCUGAAAUGGAAUGCCAACCCAGAGGGUCAUCUUGCCAAAUUGUCACAAAAGGGAACUGAUGGUGACUGUCUUCCUGUAGAGUUGCUGACUCUUGGAAACAGUGCUUUUCAAACUUUUUAAAAUUUAAGAAUAUUGUGAUAAUAGUUUUUUUACAUGUGUGAGAAGGACCUCUAAACUCUUAUUUUUCUCUAGUCUUUUGCAUCCUACAUGUGAAGAAGGGAAACAGGCUCCACAGCAGCCUGCACAGUGGCGGCACAUCAUAGUAAUGGCCCCAAGAAACCUCCCCCUUCACAAGGCUGGGGAAGUUUCUUUCCUGAUGAGGAGUGGCAUUCAUGACUUCAGUGGUCCAUGCAUAGAAGAUGAAAAUAAAUUCUGUGAACUCAUGGAAUAAGGGAGCCUCCCCUGCAGAAUUUCAUGCUUUUGAGCUGUACAGAUUUUAAUAGAAAGCGCACCUUUGUAAACCACAUGAAUGUGAGUGUUAUGGAAAUGUCUUUUGUAAACUUUCUACUUGUUAUUUAACUAAUUGUUUUUGCACAUAUCUGAUUAUAUGGGGGACAUUUUCUUGCACUCCAGUUUUAAACACUGCUGUAGGAAAUAACUAAAGUUCCCCUUUGAACAGAUCCUGGUGACAUUUCUAUUUUUGGUGAUAUCCAUUCUCAGGAAAAUUUGGAAACCGAUUUUAGUUCUGAGAUUUCUCAUUUUGUACAUAUGAAAUUGGACAAUUAAGAAGACUUUCUUUGUUAUAGUAAGUGUCUCCUGUACUUUUCUGGAAGAUGACUUGUUCUUUCUGAAGGGG